Molecule: messenger RNA, 4074 nt
Organism: Oncorhynchus nerka (sockeye salmon)
Lineage: Eukaryota; Metazoa; Chordata; Actinopteri; Salmoniformes; Salmonidae
Gene: prrg2
Product: proline rich Gla (G-carboxyglutamic acid) 2
Exons: 7
Coding region: 226-852 (208 amino acids)
Cellular component (GO): extracellular region; plasma membrane
Molecular function (GO): calcium ion binding
Source: RefSeq, a predicted model, not a curated record
GCAGGGUGUUUGCCUGACAGGUACAUUUGGGUAGAUGUUUUACCUGUCGUAAAUUAGCACAAUUUUUUUUAUAAUAAACAAUUGAAUUAGCAUAUAAUAGCUCAUAGUAAUUGUUUAAGUUAAGGGAAGCCUGGGUGAGCGAGCUGUAAAUAGAGGAUUAAAUAUUUUUUCACAAGUUUCGAGGCGGAAACACCAAAGACACAAGUUGUCGCUCCUGCUUGAGAAAUGCCAGGCUUGGCAGAGAUAUGUAUUGGCAUGCUGUCGCUGCUCCCCCUGGCUUGGGCCAGAGUAGUCUACAGCCACAAUGAAGUGUUCCUGGGACAACAGUCUGCGUCCUCGUACCUGUCUCGCUCGCUGCUCUGGAACAAAUGGGACCUGGAGCUGGUGACGCCAGACAGCCUUGAGAGGGAGUGCAUAGAGGAGGUGUGCACCUACGAGGAGGCCAGGGAGGUGUUUGAGGACACACCCCAAACGAAUGUAUUUUGGAACACAUAUUCCAGCAGUCACAAUACAGCUCCCAGAGUGGAUGUGUCGGGUCUAGUGGCAGGAAUCUUGGCUAUUCUAGUGUCUGCUGUCAUAGCCACGGUACUGGGCUGCUACUGUUACAAGAACAAAGCUGGUAGGACGGCAGGCAGUGCUCCAGUGAGGAUGGUUGUGGAUGGCCAGCCUGCCCCAGAGACAGUGCCUCUGGCUGGGAUCAUCGCUCCAGGACUGCCCUCCUACGGCGAAGCCCUGACACGCAGUGGGCAGCAUGACGCGCCCCCGCCACCUUACUCUGGGGGGGCGCCAUCAGUACCUCCUGACCCAGCUGACAAUACUGAGAUUACUGCAAAUACUGAGGACACUGAGUGAAAAGGAGGAAAAGGACAUUUUAAAAAAGGGCCAUUCAUGAAGAGUGGGUGUGUGUGUGUUACAAGCAUCAAUUGGAGUUCUGGACAGUUAUAAGUGAGCACAGCUGUGAACAUUUCAACUCCUGUGAGUUGUUGAAAUAGAUACGGGAAAUGUCCAUAUAAUAGGAGAGCAUUUCAAUUUAUUUAUUUUUCGGAGGGAGAGGGGAGUUCAUAGGGGGGCAAGGCUGAAGGAUGUUAUAGAUAGAGAAAUUAGGGGAAUGGGAUGAAAACUUGUUAAGAGGUUACCUGUGAGAAAGAGAAGCAAUCCCUUGAUUGCAAAAUGCAUCAUAUGGGGAUGAUUCCUGUAUUUUGAAAGUUGACAACUUGAUUGAUGACAAGCAAAACAUUUUGGGACUAUUUCAACAAUGGGCUAAUGGAAUUUCCUUUAAUAUGUAUAAACUAGCAGAUGGUAUAGAAUUUAGGUCAACAUGUUUGUUUUAUCUCGGUUGUUUCUAUCUGUAUUGGUACAUGACAGACCGCUCUGAAAUUAAGUCUAUAUUUAUACACAUUUCUUAUUCAAAACAUUUGAAUAAAACGUUUUGCACCUAGCCCACUGGUCAAUCAGACAGUCAUCUAGAUUCCAUAGAGUUGCACGUUUAUUUUUUCCCCCGAUUCAGAAAUUAGUCAUCCAAAAUGUUACGGUACUGAUUACUUUAUUGUUUGUUUAACCUUAAUCAGUAACGGCUACAUUUGAAGUAAUCCGCCCAACCCUGUAUAUAUCUGCACUCUUUAAUCGAAAUGUACCCUUUUGGCCUGUGCUACACUGUAUUCUGUCUGAGAAUAUUCUCUGUGUAUAUGACUAAAGGCUGGCCAGUCUGCAUCUGAGGUGACCGUAUAGCAUUUACUACGAUGCUGCCUCCGAAGACAUCAGGGCCUUCAUACUUCUUGUGCUUAGCUGAGCCGAGCUAUUGUGAAGGAAUUUGUCAAGGAAGUGAGUUCGUGUUUAUACUGGACCUCCCGCUCCCACCUACCCUCAACCAAUCAUGUCAAUGCGGAGCUAUACAGAGCCCUUCGCUUUGUUACAAAUUUUGAGAGGCGCACGGCGGGUACAGCGCAUGAUUUGGCCUCUGCAUUCCUCUGGUGGCUCCGCAAUUGCGUCACACCCGUCAUACGAAGUCUCUGACCACAUUUCGGAUCAAACAUAAAUUGGCUUUUAGAAAGAGUUGGAUUUAGCAGACACUGCGUAUGUGUGUGCGCACUGGAGAGGGAGAGAAAGCGAGUGAGUGGGGAGAGGGAGGGAGUGUGCUAACAUGCGAUCCAACCAGCCGCUCUAAAAAAUGGCGUCUUAAGAAGAAAAUGAUGUGUAACCCUCACAUCAAGAUUCUAGUAUGGCCGCGAAACCUCUCUUCAAUUCUCUCAGGUCUAUUCAUAAUUGGUUUUUACAAAAGAACGCGAGGAACAAUACAAUAUAUGUUGAUGCGCGGUACGAAUAUUGUAGUCGUUGCCAAAGUCAGAAGGCCCGCCUACUUGACCAAUCAGAUGAGGGAGUGGAUUACGCGUAUGCUGACCAGUUUGCAGGGGCAGACGAGAGACAUGCAUUUUAUGCUGCGUUCAAAUGGUAGUCGGAUCUAGGAUACUGACAUUUCUGGCUUGCUAAAUGGUUGUAGAUAUGCACGUGCCGCGUUCAACGAAUCAUCAAGUCGGAAAUUCUAGUUCCGACUAGUAAGUGAACGCGGCACCAUUUUUAUCACAAUGAUUUCUUUAUUUAUUAGCUGUAAUAAAACCAACCGUUUUAAAUGUAAAGUGGUAAUCGGAUGUCUUUUUCAAACUCAGCUUGAAAGCUUAUCUUUCUUUGAAAAUCAGCUUGUUUUCCCUUACUCAGUUACUUGUUUUAACCCAAAAUAGGUUUACUCCAAUAUCAGCAUUGUUUUUAAAAUGGCAUGUAAAGACAGACAAAUUGACACACCUUGAAAACGUACACAGUUUCACAUAAAAUGUUUUUUUUAUUUUUAAAUGUUUUUUUGUUGUUGUUGCCUGAUUUAAGAUAAACUUCAACCCUUUUACUUUAUUUGGCACCUAGGAACGUACUAUAGUCAUUUAUUUAACUUGACAGUACACCUUUUUGGUAUUUUGUACCAGUUUUUGUCUCAGUACAAAGGCAUGGUCUUCAAACAUUUAAUAAUUAUUAUGAUUAAUUGGACUUACAUGGCACUUUAGACACCCAAAGCUCUUUACAGUGUAAGGGGAAACUCACCACCCUAACCCCACUUGGUGCCUUCAGAAAGUAUUAAAACCCCUUGACUUAUUCCACAUUUUGUUGUGCUUUUUUUAUACCCAUCAGAACAGGUGCCCUUCUUUGCGAGGCUUUGGGAAACCUCCCUGGUCUUUGCGGUUGAAUCUGUGUUAGAAAUUCACUGCUCGACUGAGUGACCUUACAGAUAAUUGUAUAUAUGGUGUACAGAGAAGAGGUAGUCAUUCAAAAAUCAUGUUAAACACUAUUAUUGCAUUCAGAGUGAGUCCAUGCAACUUAUUAUGUGACUUGUUAGGCACAUUUUUACUACUGAGCUUAUUUAGGCUUGCCAUAAUCAAGGGGUUGUAUACCUAUUGACUCGACAUUUCAGCUUUUCAUUUUUUAUUAAUUUGUAAAAAAAAAUAUAUAUAUAUAUAUGAUAAUUCCACUUUUGACAUUAUGAGGUAUUGUGUGUAGGCCAGUGACACAAGCUACAUUUAAACCAUUUUAAAUUCAGUCUGUAGCACAACAAAAUGUGGAAAAAGUCAAGGGGUGUGAAUAUUGUCUAAAGGCCCUGUACAUACUCUUUAUUUGUAUUUAUUUUAUUGGCCCAUCCACUCCCCUCUUUGGAUGACAAAGGUAACCUUGUUUUUCUUUUUAAUUGAAAUAAUUGUACAGAUAUUCUUUCAUAUACUGUACAUUAUUCAUAAACUUCACAUACAUGGUCAUUUUAUACACAGUAUAACAUGAUAGGAAUACAGUUUUAUAUACACAUUACACAUAAAAUGGUACUCAUCAUUACAUAAAGCCCCAUCUUUAUAUUUUAUUGAGGUACACUCCAUUGUUGGUUGGUUGGUACUUUAACAUUAUUAAAAUGAAAUUAAUGUAAAAGUGUAUGGUAUAAAUUACAGUGAUCGGUCUUUGAACUUACUGCCUUCAUGUUCAUUUCAGCAGCAUAUUUAUAUUUGGCUUUUGUUUGUCUGUCUUUUCCAUGGUGGCAUUCAUGUCUUUGUG